Exophiala aquamarina CBS 119918 is the source of this 1188-nucleotide messenger RNA. Its product is annotated as cytochrome P450 oxidoreductase. NCBI's taxonomy places the organism in Eukaryota, Fungi, Ascomycota, Eurotiomycetes, Chaetothyriales, Herpotrichiellaceae. The record is from RefSeq and is a predicted model, not a curated record. Gene Ontology annotation, biological process: fatty acid metabolic process; lipid biosynthetic process. The transcript has 2 exons. Gene Ontology annotation, cellular component: endoplasmic reticulum; membrane. The coding region runs from base 1 to 1188 and encodes 395 amino acids. Gene Ontology annotation, molecular function: fatty acid 2-hydroxylase activity; iron ion binding; heme binding.
AUGCCUAGCCGCACACUCCCAACGAUCCCUCGCGCGGAGGUGGAAGCACAUAAUAAUCAAAAGUCAUGCUAUGUCACAAUUGGUGAGCGGGUAUUCGAUAUCACCGACUUUCUCGAGGACCAUCCUGGCGGCCCAGAGUUGAUCUUGGAGUACGCGGGCAAAGAUGUCAAAGCCAUUAUGGAAGAUGAAGUCUCGCAUUUCCACAGUGAAGCCGCGUAUGAAAUCCUGGACGAAAGCCUGGUUGGCUUCGUUGCGACAGACGCUGUAUUGAAAGUCGCCGUUCAGUCGUCUCAUCCCGAUGAAGUGGUUCCCUUGCCUGCCACCGCCAAUGGAAACAGCUUGCUGAAGGAUCAGGGCAUUCGCACAGAGGAGCUCCCUUCUCGCCCUCUGUUCGCGUCGACGGGCAUGUCCACUGCGGAAGAUUUGUCGAAAGAGACGGACCCGACCACGGACUGGAAGACACACAAGUUCCUCGACCUCAACCGACCGCUGUUCCCGCAGAUGUUGUUCAGCAAGUUUUCCAAAGAGUUCUACCUCGAGCAGGUCCACAGACCCCGACAUUAUCGCGGCGGCGACUCGGCGCCUCUAUUCGGAAACUUCAUGGAACCCUUGAGUAUGACGCCGUGGUACGUGAUCCCACUGCUAUGGCUGCCCCCAGUCACAUACGGAUCCGUGCUAGGGUUUAUGAACCUGGCUUCGCCGUUCGUCGCCGCCUCAUACUGGCUGCUCGGCCUGUUUCUGUGGACUCUAGUCGAGUAUUUGCUCCACCGCUUUCUGUUCCACCUCGACUAUUAUCUGCCCGAUCACCCGGUCUUCUUGACGUUGCACUUCCUGCUCCACGGCAUUCAUCAUUACCUCCCGAUGGACAAAUACAGACUUGUGAUGCCCCCCGCAUUGUUCCUGAUCCUCGCCACCCCCUUUUACAAACUGGCCCAUACGGUCUUUUGGUAUGACUGGUACGUAGCUGUGACGGUGUUUUCCGGCGGCAUUUUCGGAUACAUCUGCUACGACUGUACCCAUUACUGGCUGCACCACCGCUCACUCCCUGGUUAUGUCCGCGAGCUGAAGAAAUAUCACUUGGCUCACCACUAUCAGAACUUCGAACUUGGCUUUGGGGUGACCUCCAAAUUCUGGGAUUACGUUUGGGGCACACAACUCGAAUAUGUCAAGCCCGUCAAGUCGUCAUAG